Molecule: messenger RNA, 447 nt
Organism: Mangifera indica (mango)
Lineage: Eukaryota; Viridiplantae; Streptophyta; Magnoliopsida; Sapindales; Anacardiaceae
Exons: 1
Coding region: 1-447 (148 amino acids)
Source: RefSeq, a predicted model, not a curated record
AUGGAGUUGACAGCAAAACCAUUCUACGGCUCUUUGCAGAGAUACUGGAGAAGGAGAAGAUAUCAAAGACUCAACGGCGAAGCCACAAUCAGAAAGAAUGUUAGACUGGCAAGGUUCCAUGGCGGCUCGUCUUCACGCAGGUUUUGGAGGAUCAAACUAGUGCCAAAGCUCAGGUUAAAAGUCGUUCGUUCAGUUGCUUCAAAACCCUUCAAGCUUUGGAGAAUUUUGAAGAAUGGUUAUGUGGGCAUGAUGAUAAAUUUUUCUGGGAAAGUGGGGUUCUUGAAUAACGAAGAUCGUUUUGCAAGAAAAGGGAUUACUAAUACUAAACCUGGGAAAAAUGGUGUUGUUUAUUCCUAUGACGAAGUUGAGAAUCGGGUUAUCUAUGAGCUUUACCAGGUCUUAAUGGCCACAGGAAAAUUAUCUACAGUUUUAAAUCAGUUACAGUGA